Messenger RNA from Trichomycterus rosablanca, 939 nucleotides. RefSeq names its product olfactory receptor 52K2-like. Gene Ontology annotation, molecular function: olfactory receptor activity; G protein-coupled receptor activity. Lineage: Eukaryota; Metazoa; Chordata; Actinopteri; Siluriformes; Trichomycteridae. The transcript has a single exon. Gene Ontology annotation, biological process: G protein-coupled receptor signaling pathway. Gene Ontology annotation, cellular component: plasma membrane. The coding region runs from base 1 to 939 and encodes 312 amino acids. The record is from RefSeq and is a predicted model, not a curated record.
AUGUUGGUUUUUGCAAACAGUACUUCAUUUACAACUUUCAACAUGAAUGGUUUCCAUGAGUUAGGAGGAUGGAGGUCAAUUUUAUCCAUUCCUUAUUUACUUAUGUUUUUAUUAUCUAUUACAUUAAACUCCAUGCUAAUAUAUCUAAUCAUAUCUAAAAGGACUCUGCACUCUCCUAUGUGUGUAUUGAUCGGGCUUAUGGCUUUUGCAGACUUGUCUAUACCAAUAUUUUGUGUACCAAAUAUGCUGUUUAGCUUGUUAUUUAACUGGAAUGAAAUUUCUCUUGUGGGCUGCUUAAUACAAAUGUUUUUUAUUCAUUGCUUUGGCUCAUUUCAGUCUACUAUAUUGCUCUGGAUGGCCCUGGAUCGAUUCUUUGCUAUAUGCAGACCUCUGAAUUAUCACAAAUAUAUGGGUAUGCCCAACUUUCUAAAGUUUAUAAUUUUUCCAGUUAUCAGAAAUGUAUUAAUAAUUACUACAAUGAUAUACUGGGCUGGAAAAUUAUCUUACUGUUCAACAAAUGUGAUAGAUCACAGUUUUUGUGAACAUAUGGCACUGGUGCAGCUGGCAUGUGGAGAUACUUCAAUUAAUAACAUAAUUGGACUUAUGGCUGCUUUUCUUACAUUAACUGCUGAUUGUAUUUUGAUCACAGUUUCAUAUGUAGUAAUACUUGUUUCUAUACUGAAGUCAGGCAGGGCCAGCUUAAAGGCUUUUAACACCUGCAUUACCCAUAUAAUAGUCAUGGUAGUUACUCUUGUAUUCGCUUUAACCGCUUUUAUGUCAUAUAGAAUUAAAAAUAACUUAUCUUCUCCUAAUCGCAUUUUUUUAAGUACAAUGUACAUACUUUUCCCAAGCUGUUUCAACCCAAUUAUUUAUGGUGUUAGAACUAAGGAAAUAAGGGAGCAGUUUUUGAAUGUUAUUAGCCACAUGAUGUCUUCAUAA